AUCGGGCCUGGCUCAGGGCCGCGCACGUCGUGCGUCCCGGGCGCUCUGGGGAUCCUUGACUGGCGCUGCCGGGAAAUACCAACAGUUUUUCCCACCAUGUUCUUCUCUGCCGCACUCCGGGCCCGGGCGGCUGGCCUCACCGCCCAGUGGGGAAGACAUACAAGGAAUUUGCAUAAGACAGCUGUGCGAAAUGGAGCUGGAGGAGCCUUAUUUGUGCACAGAGAUACUCCUGAGAAUAACCCAGAUACUCCAUUUGAUUUCACACCAGAAAACUAUAAGAGAAUAGAAGCAAUUGUAAAAAACUAUCCAGAAGGGCAUAAAGCAGCAGCUGUGCUUCCAGUCCUGGAUUUAGCCCAAAGGCAGAAUGGAUGGCUGCCCAUCUCUGCUAUGAACAAGGUUGCAGAAGUUUUACAAGUACCUCCAAUGAGAGUCUAUGAAGUGGCAACUUUUUAUACAAUGUAUAAUCGAAAGCCAGUUGGAAAGUAUCACAUUCAGGUCUGCACUACUACACCUUGCAUGCUUCGAAACUCAGACAGCAUACUGGAAGCCAUUCAGAAAAAGCUUGGAAUAAAGGUUGGGGAGACUACACCUGACAAACUUUUCACUGUUAUAGAGGUGGAAUGUUUAGGGGCCUGUGUAAAUGCACCAAUGGUUCAAAUAAAUGACAACUACUAUGAGGAUCUGACACCUAAGGAUAUUGAAGAAAUUAUUGAUGAGCUCAAGGCUGGCAAAACUCCAAAACCUGGGCCAAGGAGUGGACGGUUUUCUUGUGAGCCAGCUGGGGGUCUCACCUCUUUGACUGAACCACCCAAAGGACCUGGGUUUGGUGUGCAAGGAGGCCUUUAAUUUAUAUUGGAUUGUAAAUAUGUCACUUGAAAAUAAAGUAUGAAUCUUCUAUACAUACAUUUUUAAUAUUAUUUGUUCAUUUCAGCCUUUGUACACCUUGGUGGUAACCUAGCAACUUGCACCUCUGUAAGUACCAUGUCAAAACAUCAGAGCUCCAUUUUAAGAUCUUCAGCUAUCUAUGGCUAACUAUGAAGACAUUAUUCCAUAAUCUAGUUAAUAGUAACUCCAAUGCCCCUGUUUUCAACUGCCAGGUCAUUUUUAUCAAUAAUACUAAGUUAUUGUGCCAUAAAAAUUGAAAUUUCAAAUACAUUUUGCUUUUCCAUCUUUAGCCAUAGCCAAGUCUUAACAUGAUCUUUCUAUAAACCUUAUAUAUGUCAGUGUACCCUUUAAGUAUUUUUAUAUUUAUAGCACUCAGUUGUUACUGUAUAUCCAACUGGUAACUGAUACCACAAGUGGAUUAUAGGUGUAAGUAAGGAGUCAAGAUAGUUGUAUCUAGAUCAUUUGAGUCCUUUAAAAAAAUUUUGCCCAUUUUUCUUGAGAAUUCUGUCAUAUUUAACAUUAAAACACUGCUUUUAAUGAUGGUGCCCUGAAUACCUUUUAAAAAUACCUGGCAGGUAAAAUUUCAUUAUAAUGAUCCAAGAUGGUUCCAAAAUGUAAGUGAACACACUGAUUAAAAUUUCCUUGAAAUUUCUAACAGCAGGAGAUGACAACUAUAUCCUGGCCUAUGUGUUUAUCACCACUCACUCCCUCAUUUCUUCUCAGUUCUUAAUGGGGCUGUUUUUUAAAAAGGUAUAUUUGGAGAGGAAAUUUACUUAUUGCCAUUUAAUGGCAGAAAUAAACCAAGAAACCAAUUUUUCAUCCUUCCUAUUGGCAAAAAAUUUAAUGGCUAUUUGGUGAUUGUUUUGUUUUUGAGCUGAUACUGAAAGUUACUAGGGGAAAAGCUACUGAAUCCUCAGAAUUGCUAGCUUUGUAACAAAGGGGCCAUUGCUCCAGAUAAUUCUUAAGAGCACGUGAUAAUAGUUGUUAGAGUAUUCACUGCAAAGACCUUACAUCUGUAUAGAUUAAGUCAUAUAAUAAACUAUGUUUUGAGAUUAUAUU
This is a messenger RNA of Phyllostomus discolor (pale spear-nosed bat), 1944 nucleotides long. RefSeq names its product NADH:ubiquinone oxidoreductase core subunit V2 (gene NDUFV2). Lineage: Eukaryota; Metazoa; Chordata; Mammalia; Chiroptera; Phyllostomidae. Gene Ontology annotation, biological process: mitochondrial electron transport, NADH to ubiquinone. Bases 97 to 846 code for a protein of 249 amino acids. Gene Ontology annotation, molecular function: NADH dehydrogenase activity. The transcript has 8 exons. The record is from RefSeq and is a predicted model, not a curated record.